Molecule: messenger RNA, 213 nt
Organism: Parascedosporium putredinis
Lineage: Eukaryota; Fungi; Ascomycota; Sordariomycetes; Microascales; Microascaceae
Source: the annotation of a GenBank genome assembly
AUGCCCAUGCGCAAAGACAAGCUCGUGCGAGACUACUUUGGCGAGCAGCUCUUCAUUACGACAUCGGGGCACUUCUCGACCUCUGCGCUCAUGUUUGCUAUUGGCGAGAUAGGCGCCCAUUCUAUCAUGUUCUCGAUCGACUAUCCUUUCGAGAGCAUCCCGAACGCUUGCGGAACCGCACAACCUGAAGCCAAUGACGCCUCGCCAAUGUGA